CCAUGGAAAACGUCAUAGUUGCCCGGAUGUCCGCCAUCUUGGAGGGAAUCAUACGCGAAGUGGUUUUCUUUCGAGUUUGAGGCGCAGUUUGGACGUUAUUUUCCAAGGGCAGCAUCAUUUGAGUAACAAUGACUGAGAGACAGUUGGACUGUGCCUUAGACUUAAUGAGGCGGCUCCCACCUCAGGCCAUUGAGAAGAACCUCAGCGACCUUAUAGACUUGGUACCAGAGCUAUGUGAGGACCUGCUGUCGUCGGUGGAUCAGCCACUAAAGAUUGCCCGCGACAGCCAUGCGGGAAAGGACUACCUACUGUGCGACUAUAACAGAGAUGGUGAUUCCUACAGGUCACCGUGGAGCAACAAGUACGACCCACCUCUGGACGACGGAGCCGUCCCGUCUGCCAAGCUCCGCAAGCUUGAGAUAGACGCCAACGUUGCCUUUGACACCUACAGAGACCUGUACUUUGAAGGGGGCGUGUCCUCCGUGUAUCUGUGGGAUCUGGACCAUGGCUUUGCCGGGGUCAUCCUCAUCAAGAAGGCCGGGGAUGGAUCCAAGACCAUCCAGGGCUGCUGGGAUUCCAUUCACGUCGUCGAAGUCCAGGACAAGUCCAGUGGCCGCAAUGCACACUACAAGCUGACGUCCACUGUCAUGCUUUGGCUUCAGACCAACAAGAGCGGGUCAGGAAUGAUGAACCUCGGCGGCAGUCUGACAAGACAGGCGGAGAAAGAUUCGGCAGUGAGCGAAGCCACACCCCACAUCGUAAACAUCGGCAAGAUGGUAGAGGAAAUGGAGAACAAAAUGAGGACCACGCUUAAUGAAAUCUACUUCGGAAAGACGAAAGAUAUCAUUAAUGAUCUAAGGAGCGUCGGUAGCUUAAACGCAAAGAGUCAACAACAGCAACUAGCCAAGGAACUAUUUCAGAACCUUCAGAGUCGCCAAAAAUAGGGGUAGUGUUGGCACAGCGUCAUCCUCUGUGAUUGAUAUAAUAUCCUCCACGUUAACAGGCAAGUCAGGAGGUGGGGCUAGGGCUUUGGGGGCGUACAAAGAUUUUGCAGUGGCACGGGUUCUCAACACCGCCACAGUCGAUGACAGAAAUCUCCCGCGUGGGUAGAUGUGAAUGGAAGUAUGGAACGUUCUCAAUUUAUAAGGCAGACUGUCAUUUAUUUUGGUUUUCUUGUUUUACAAAAUACCGGCACUGGUAUUUAUUGAUUUCCUGUUCGCGUCUGCCACAGUCAGACAACAGUCGUGUCUCACUCCGGGACUCGAGACAAAAUAAGAACUUAGGGACAGCAUAAUUAACAAUUUUGGGAAGAAAAGCGAACAAGUUAGAAUUCAUUCCAAGCAUGGAAGAUAAUGUUAACUUUUAAACAGGACGUGUUAUUUAUCUUCUUUUUUUCCAUGCCUUUCAAUUGCCUUUCACAGGAUAACUCCAAAAAUAUGGUUAAUCGCAUUACUAACUUCAUGCCUUGUGUUUAUAUUAUUAACCAUGUAAAUGUAGAGGAAAAAGAAACCUGUCAGUCGAAGAGUUUGUUGAAAUUUGAAUUGCAUAUACUUGGUAUUUAGUUACGUUUUUCAGAGUGUGCUUGGCACUCUCACAACAGUAGCUUCCUCUUUUUUUCCUUUUCUUCAGCGAUGGAGGAUGGAGAAAUGUUGACAGUGUAGUCCUAAAUUAUUUCCAAACAUGGCUAUAUGGCAUGGUGCAGGCAGCAACAGAUUUUGUUGUGAUUUUGUUAGUGAAUUGGCACUUGCAUCAAUGACCUAUGUAAAGCAGGUACUUUUUGGUUGGUUGGGGGGGGCAGCAGUUGGGGAAAGUUGAGGGCCACAACUGCCAUGCCAGAAUGUGCUCCAUUCAAACGAAAAUUGGCCACCACUACAAGUCAUUGACUUAUUGCACUGUUGCCGCAGGUGAGCUGUGGCUUUGGAAUUGUGGAUACCAUCCGAUGUGGGGUUCUUGCCUUAAUGCACUGCCACCUUGGCCCCAUUUUGACUGUCUUCAAUUUUUACAUAAAACUUCCACAUUUAUUUCAGGGCGAACCCAAGCACUCGGCACUGGGCCAAACACAUAGCAAUGUAACAACACUUCUCCAAAAUAAUGUUAGGAAAUAAACACGCAGUCUAUUUGUAUCCACCCCAGCACGCAAACAUCCACUGAUACUCAAGUGCAAAAUUUAGAUGCACAAAUACGUACACUGAGGUUUACCCAGAUUUUCAUCAGCAGUUGGUGUUUUAGCAGCGCCACAAAAGUGGUCACCACUGGCUAAGAUAGCGGAAGGGUUUAAUCAAUAAUUGUAAAAUGACAGUAACUGGUACUUUUUUUCCCCGUAGAAAUAAUCUUUUCAAUGAGGGUUUAGUUGCUGUGCAUGUUCUGUUCAACGCCAAUGAACUAUACCAUAUGAGACCACAGACUUGUUUGGAUAGACAGGAUUUGGACUGGAUAUUCACAUAUAAAGGGCGAAACCUGUACGUUUACCGUAAGUUAGGGUACGUAUUUUCUGCGUCGGGCAGAAAUGUAGAAACUGUAAAAUAAUACUUUUUCUUUUUUUAAAACAAUCUGUGUUAUUUUGCCAAUGGACUAGCCUGUUUUUUCGUUGCAUUGCGCAUUCCAGUUUGCUUCAUGUACGCAAGAGAAAAGUCGUCACAAGAGGUUGUACCAACAUGUUUGAAAACUGGAAAUUUUCAAUAAUCUUUGUAUAAUUGUAAUAAUGUAUGCUUUUGAUUGCAAGUAUUUUGAUUUUUUUUUAAACUUCAGAAUGCUAGUGUUCCUGUGAUUAAUUACGUGUAAAAAAAAAAAAGCAACAGCAAUGAAGGAAAUUUGAUGACAUUUUGCAAAGAAAUGUUUUGUUGAAAAAUUGACAUGUAUGGACAAAAAUUGGAUGGGAAGAGAACUUUUUAAAGGAAACCAACCAAAACGACGAGUGAGGGUCUUGUUUAUUAUUAAAAAAAUUGCUGGUUCAUUAGUACAUAUUGUUGUAAAUUCAAAUGAUUCCAAAAUACACACUAAUUCAUAAUUCACUGAUUUCAUUUUCAAACGGUGGAGAAUAUAUUACUCUGAAAAUAUGGCAGCAGAGA
Acanthaster planci (crown-of-thorns starfish) is the source of this 3068-nucleotide messenger RNA. RefSeq names its product capping actin protein of muscle Z-line subunit beta (gene capzb). Gene Ontology annotation, cellular component: F-actin capping protein complex; cytoplasm. The record is from RefSeq and is a predicted model, not a curated record. Gene Ontology annotation, molecular function: actin filament binding. Lineage: Eukaryota; Metazoa; Echinodermata; Asteroidea; Valvatida; Acanthasteridae. Gene Ontology annotation, biological process: negative regulation of filopodium assembly; barbed-end actin filament capping; actin cytoskeleton organization.